CACAAUGAACCGUCAGACGGUGAGAGGCACGCAUGCGGGGCUGGAGGCAUUGGCACAUUUUUAGCACAUUAUUUUUGUAAAUUGUGCCUUUUCUUAGUCUUACUUAGUAAUUUUCUAACUAUUGAUACGCUUUAUGGAGGUUACACCACUCAGUUGGAAACGGUUGCUUCGUCGAGUUUGAUGAAAACGAGGUCGAGAUAAGACAACCGUUAGCCCCUCCUGGUGGAUUUUUGUCGUUAUUUUUUUUCUAAGCAACAAAACAAGGCAGAUAACGAUGUCGUUGACUGCUUCAUCUGAUUAUUUCGCUGCCGAGUGUUUGGUGUCGAUAUCCAGCGGUCCUGUCCUGCACAGACCCACCCCGGUCGCCCCCGCCAGCCAGCCGGCCAUGGUGGGCCUUCUCCCUGGGGAGCCCGACGGGUCGAGUGAGGACAGGGAAGUGCGCGAGACGCUAAGGCUGGAGGGGGCGAACAUGAUGGCGGUGGCCGGUAUUCUAACCGACCUCCACGGUAAGUUCCGCCCCAUGUCGGCCUACUCGGAGAGCAGUAACUCCUCGUGUGGAGGGGAGAGCGGCUACACCACGUUGUCCGACCCAACCACCCCUACCAUGACCCCCUCCGCCACCCCGGUGCCCGGACAGCAGCAGCAGCUGAGGGGGGGAGGAGGAGGAGGCGUGGGGGCCCCGCGCUCCCCGGUGAAGCGACACCAGUGCACUUUUGACGGAUGCGACAGAGUUUACGGGAAAUCGUCCCACCUGAAGGCACACAUCCGGACACACACAGGUGAAAGGCCCUUCCCGUGCACUUGGCCUGACUGUGAGAAGAAGUUUGCCCGCUCUGACGAGCUUGCCCGCCACACCCGCACCCACACAGGGGAGAAGCGCUUCCUCUGCCCACUAUGCGACAAGCGUUUUAUGCGCAGUGACCAUCUGAUCAAGCAUGCCCGCCGUCACCCCGACUUCCAGCCCUCCAUGUUGGGACGCAACAAGGGGUCCUCUUCCAGCCUUGCCAUGCACCAUUAAAGAUGGUCCCUGUCGGAGGGUUUCCCGACAGAGGCACAGAAGGUCACGGUGGUUUCAAGUCAACCAGCUACAAUCAGAUCCACUGAUCGGUGUUCAGCAUCGCUGUGCUGGACAAAAAAUGUGCACAUGACACAUGCACACACCUAAAACACACACAGAGCUGGAUGUGAGGGAAAUGUAGCUUCAUCUCUCUAUCCACAUGGAUGAGUCUUGCAACCACUAUCCUCCUAUCUAACAAAACUAGGGUUGGGUAUCAGCAAAGUUCCAAAGAGAGCUAGUGAUUUGCUAAGAAAUGUGCUUUUUGAUUCCAUAAAUCAUUUCCUGAAAGCAAGUUUUGGACCUACUGCACUCUACUUAAAAUGUUAGUUACAUGUAAGCAUGGGUAUAAAGUUUACAAAAAUAAAAAAACUGGAGCUAGCUGUCAGAUUUUUAGCUACACUUCCCUUUAAGGAAGUACGAAAGGAAUGAAUUGCUGCAUGAUCAUUAUACACAAGAAAAGGAGGUAAAGCCAGUCAUAGACAUGGACACAUUCAUUCCAAAGUGGUUUAGGUAUGCAGUGUUUCUGAUGCCCUGUCUCAUGAUGAAGAUAUGAACUGGUAAUAACCUUUCAAUAGAUCAGCUGCAUUGAUGGGAUGGUUUUGGUUGAGCCAUUCAGUUAAAAACAGUAAAAAGUCAGGGUACUACAUCACAUUGAUGCAUAUAAACCUGUAAAAAUAUUUCUGCCAUAAUGCGGUCCUAUUUAUAUGCAACCUAAGCUGAAUAUGAAGCUUUCAUUUCACUUCAAGUAAAACAUGUUAAACAACAAAACCCCACAGAGAAUAUUUAUAUGCAUAGUUUACUUUUAUGAACCAAAAUCGUACAAGUUUGUCGUUUAUGACAUGUUUAUGGCAGCCUAAACCAUAUGAGAAUAAAUGUGCUUUUGAAUUUCAACAUACUUUGUUUUCUUUUCUCUCAGGAUACGAUAAAAUUUGGAAUCUUAAAGCAGAUUUUAUCUAUCAAAUUCAGCCCAACCCUAUAAAACCUCACUCUCUCAAACUGAAACACUUUCACAAAUUGCAGGGAUUUUAUCACAUUAUCUGUAAUAGUCUGCACAUACAUCAUCAGCCAAAACUACUCUGUUUUCUAGUGGUUUAUAUGUAGAUUGUUGUUGUGCUUUUCAGUACCGUUUCUUUAACAUGGGUAGCACAAUAUUGUGAUGUUUGAUAGCGAGGCAGUGACUAGAAGUCUUUUAGCUUUUCUUUAUUAAUGAGCUUUGCUGAUUCCAUUUAGAAGUUUUAGUGGUGACACAUUCCUUUAUUUUAAUGACAUUAGUAACCAUCAGUGGCGCAAUUUGUUGAUAUUUUUUUCUUGUGUAUUGAAUUUAAAUGUAGAUCAAAUAUAAAUUUUGCCAGAAAGUGGCUCAAACUUCACUGUAGAAGAGCUGUUUGCACGGCAUCCUUACGCCUAGAUCAGUUAUCCUAAAUGAAAUGCUAACACAUAAUACACAGUAGUAUUAUGUCUAAUACUGAUGCAAAUGUAUAUAAGCUUUAAGCUUUUAACGUAGAAUAAUGGCAAUGCUACUAGCAGGAGAAAUAAAACAUGAUGAAUAGUAGUCCUUAUAUUAGGGGGGAAAGUAUACGCUUGAUAGGAGGGCAUUGCCUGUGAGCGUCUGUGUGUAUGUGCUUUUAUUUACUUAUUCUUAGUGACAGAUUUGGAGAAAGUGUGUGUGCGAUGGUAUUAAAAAAUAUUUUGGGAAACAAGACAUAAGUUAAUCUUGACUUUGAGUCUGCUACCUGCAGAAUAAAACUGUUCAUUCCGCUUAUCAGGUCAGAAAAGUACAGAAAAAGAUCAGGGGUUUAAGGCAAAGAGAUCUAAUGUGUCAGAACUUUGUGUAGAAAACAAAAUUAGCAUAAAAAUCAUUACAUCAGGGCAACUCAGUAAACCUAACACCCGUUAGGGUUGUCAUGAUUUUAAACAAAUGCAAUUCAAGUAAGGAUCAUAAGUUUUUUUCGAUAUCACACCAACAAAAGAUAGAAGUUAUUGUCAUCCAACUAGAACUACCACCUGUCAGUUAUAUGCGUCUGCAAGGUUUCAAUUCCUGAACAGGGGAAGAAGGAUGGUUGGUCAAGAAGAAGGGCUGGGGUGGUUUUUAUGGUAUCGUGAACACUUAAAGGCAAGGUAUAAACAUGAGGCCCAGUAUCCUUAUCCUUUGACCUAUGACCUCUGAAAUAGAGUCGGCUCAUGUUUGAGCCAGUGUGGACAUUACUGUGGAGUUCGAAGAUAGAUCCCUCAAAGGGAUCCUGAGAUGGCACAUUAGCAAGAAUUCCCCAAAAGAAUGUAUGGACACACGCACAUACAGACAGAAAAUAAUGCUUUCAGCUCUGUCAUUGCUGUAUCUUGUUUUAUAAAUCAGGUUUGUAAAGGGUAAAUGACUCUAUCAGAUAAUGUCAGCAAACUCUUGAACACUGCCUAAAUUGCUCAAACAUGUUAGCAACUUCUUGGUGAUGAAACGUUGAUAUAUUUGUGCAAUUUACAGUGCACUCUUGCUUGCAGCAGGAUCUGAAGUGUUUUUGUGCUUUGGUACUUUGUCAUACCAUUGAUCAUUAUAACAAAAGAGAUAGUAGUAUUUAAAAGUGGUAUCAAAGAAUUUAAAAUUCUGACAACCCUAACACUAGACCUUUAUUGUUGUGUACAUUUUGCAAAAGCACAGAUGAAACUAAUAGAAAAAGGUGAUGCCUCAACUCAAAGUAGGUGUUACGUCAAACCAGCAGCAUGAAUAAUACAAGAGUGACGCAUACAAAGAGGACAUAAUCAUUACUUAUGCUAUUUGUUACAUCUGUGAGAGGAAAAAACAAGUAUAUUAAUGAUAUUUGGAAAAGAUGUCACCGAAACAUUCUUAUAUCUACCAAAAGGAUCGCCAAUCCUCAUGUUUUCAGGAAUUUCACCCUAAAAUAACUAUACUAGCAUCAAAGUACACACAGUGACUGUGUCUGACUAUAGAGCUUGGAUUGUUUUUCUUUUUUGUUUUCUUGUAUGUUUCCACACUGUUUUGUCCAGUUUAUGGACACGUUCCUUUAUCUCAGAGAUUAACACUUCUUCAGGAAAAUCUAAAAAGCCUUAAACGAUGUCAUAACUACUUUGCACCAUGUUUACAGUUGGAUCAAUGUACAGGUUUAUCAGGCCCAUCCUUUGGGCUCAUUACAGAUACUCAUUUGCAAUAUGGCACUUUUUUCUUACAGUUGUGUUUGGCUGAAUAUUGUAACGGCUUGCACUGUUACUAUGCUUCUAAGAGCAAGCACCAUGGAACUUUGCUAGUGUGUUGAUAACCAUUGGUUUUUAAAACUGCCUUUUUUGUCCAAGUGCUUUAGAGGGCGUGAUAAAAAGAACUGGGUAGCUGUAGUUUUUAGAUUUUUUUUAGUGUUCGCUUAGUCCUCCAGGCUAUCUCUUAAUGUGGAAUUUGUGUGUUUUUGUUUGUUUUCUUUAAGGAAAAAUGCUUCAGUUACAUUUCCAGAUCUGUUGACAGUCUCCUCCACUCUAAAAUCAAGGAGAAAGACUUCAUAAUUCAUCUUUGCACCAUCCACAUUUCACUGUUGUCUCAUUCUUAUGAGAGCUUUGAAAACUUGUACUCAUUACUUCUGCAGAGGUUCGAUCUGUUUACGGUUUUGGGGUUACUGCUGGCAGAAACCUUGAACACUUGGACUGUUAAACAAAAGGGACACAUGCUUGUUUUCUAGGUCUCCAAAUGGACAUAACCUCUUCUCUCCUCUCAUGGAUAGGAGCAUCUUCUCAUAUAAACUCUGUGCGCAUCUCAAAGCUAUAAUACCACAGUAAGAACAUACCUCACUCAUUUUGUUUGCAGUGUCUGUACAGAAUCCAUCCAUCCUGUCUCAGAACCUUCUACAAAGCCACUGAGCCUUGGAUUUCAGAAACAUUUUUUAUCACCUAGAUAAUCUGAUGUGUAUCCUUAUCUUCCUCAUGUCUUAUUAUGCAAAGUCACUACGACUGCUGUGUAGCAGCAGAAUCUCCUCCUCCUCUCUGCCUUGGUGAAUUCUGGUGUUAUUAUACAGUAGUGAAAUAACCUCCCAUCAGGAGUUUUAGACACCAAGGGAAAGACUUGCUGUGGACUCAGGCAGAGGCUUAAUAGAGGUAUUUAAGUUUAAAAUAAUACCUGUAGACUGUCACUUCACUGCAGAUUUAAAAAUAAGAGCUCAGUCCAAAUCUAUCUGUUCAUAUCACUGAAUGUGGCUCGAUGUCAGACGAACGUUAUCCACUUUGGAUUUAAUUUUUCGCUGCCUCGCUGCGAAAGAAAAAUACUGCAAUGAAUUCUCGUGUCACCACACUAAUUCAGAUAUGCACAUUGUACAGAAAUGGAUGUUUUUUUAAAUUGAUGCCUAAUUUUUACAUUAAUGUAAUUUUUAAAACUCCUCUUAGCUUUAGUAGAGGUGACGAGGAGGAACUGUGGAACUAAAUACUUGCUGCAAGAAGCUGUUUUGAUAUUUAUAUUCUCAGGUGUCUUAAAUUUUUUGAGCAUUGGAGUUUCAAUAUUUCCUGUUCAACACCUAAGUACAAGCAUGUUUUUAUUUCUUUUUGUUACGCUGAUUAAUUUAUUCCAAAAAAUGUAUCAUUUGUGUGGUUUAAUUAUUCUUUCAUAACUCAUUUUGUGAUAUGGAACAGUACUAAUAUUAAAUGGUUCCAUUGUUUGCUUGACAUGAGAAUACCAUUGCUUUUUUAAGAAUAAAAUCCUUAAGUUGUA
Molecule: messenger RNA, 5750 nt
Organism: Cheilinus undulatus (humphead wrasse)
Lineage: Eukaryota; Metazoa; Chordata; Actinopteri; Labriformes; Labridae
Exons: 2
Coding region: 275-1018 (247 amino acids)
Biological process (GO): regulation of transcription by RNA polymerase II
Molecular function (GO): DNA-binding transcription factor activity, RNA polymerase II-specific; RNA polymerase II cis-regulatory region sequence-specific DNA binding
Source: RefSeq, a predicted model, not a curated record